Molecule: messenger RNA, 1235 nt
Organism: Brienomyrus brachyistius
Lineage: Eukaryota; Metazoa; Chordata; Actinopteri; Osteoglossiformes; Mormyridae
Product: epigen-like
Exons: 5
Coding region: 117-593 (158 amino acids)
Biological process (GO): positive regulation of mitotic nuclear division; positive regulation of cell population proliferation; epidermal growth factor receptor signaling pathway
Molecular function (GO): zinc ion binding
Source: RefSeq, a predicted model, not a curated record
ACUCAUGGCUACCGGUGCAGCCAGGAUGGUAUAAAACCUUAGCGGCAGUUCGCCGUCAGCCCAGCAGACGAUCCCACAGGGAAGGAGACAAGCAGAGCUAGCGGACAGCAGCAGCUAUGCCACAGGACACAAGGACUCAUACAGACAGAGCAGUAUUGGCGCUGACAACCUUGGUGCUUGUCGCCUUCGUGGGAGCAGAUGUAGAGCCUACUGGAACCACAGCGCCCAGCGUGCCUACUGACGGGUCCCAUACACCUAAUGGAACAGGAAGUGUGGAACUUCCCCGUGUCCUGAAGGUGAUGAGUCCAUGCACUGGUGAGAAGGAGAAUUUCUGUGUGAAUGGUGUCUGCGGCUAUGACCCUGAGCUCAACACCCCCAGCUGCACGUGUCCGCCAAAUUUCACAGGAGUGAGAUGUCAACACAUUCUGAUGAACUCGCAUAGCCAGGAAAACCCAGAGGCACUUAUUGCCAUCGGGGCUGGUGUUGCUGUGCUGCUCUGCUGCCUUGCUGGCGCCAUCUACUGCUGCAUGAAGAAAAGGUGCAGAAAUACAAAUCAGCCAUAUCAAAUUUGUCGACCUGAACGUGCAGUCUGAAGACCCAAGGGGCGCGGAGGAAGACAUUGUGGAUUCCUCUCCAUCACAGUUUUCAUAGAUUGCAAGUAGUUUUAACAACAAUCCUAGGAUCCAUAUUUUUUUGGGGAUAAUUUACCCAAUGCACGUUAGCAAGCCUUAUCUCAGUCUAUGAUAAUCCAACCAAUUUCAGCAAAUCAUACUGUAACAGUAUAUUUGCUGUAAUAUUUAUGAUUUGACUUGUUUCACAAGGCCUGAUUUCAUGCCUACAUAACCUGCCAUUUCCUAUAUUUUAUCAGUGUGUCAUUCUUUAUUUUGUUUACAGAAAAAUGUUUUAGGGUAGAAAAAGGGUUUAGGGACUAGGAAAAAUACCAAGCUAAACCAGGAAGCAAUAUUUAAGCAUCUUCAGACAAUUUGAGACUAAAUGGUUGAUCCAUGUUUACCAUCCAUAAUCUUCAUCAUCAUCAUUCUGACACCUUCAUCAUCCUCUUUUCCAAAGGUUGAGCUUAGGUUCAGGCCUUUGGUUUGUGACCAUAAAGAAAUAAUUACCAUGUAAAUAAAAGCAAAAAGUAUGUAAGGAUAUUUAUUUUAAAUGAAUAAUUUAUUAAGGUAUGUGUAAAGUAUAUAUUUAACAAUUUUUCUAAUAAAUUUUCUCAAAAUGAAAAA